AUGGUUUCGCUGGAGGAAUCACGGUCGAAUUCCAGCCGUUUCCCCUUGGCCAGGAGUUACCAGUACCACUCCUCGGUUUCGUCCAAAGCGCAGCGUCACAUCGGAAGGUCCAUGCGAACGAUACGCUCCAGUUUUUUCCAAGAUGACAGCAGCAGCUGCUCCUUUACUGAGAAAUCUACAUGUCUGUCGGAGAACCUCACCGACUCCGUCGUCGACCUCCACCUCGGCGAACUCGCGUCGCGGAAUAAUAAAUCUGUCCAAUCCUCUCCCGCGGAGGAGGACCUCCUCGACCUCUCCCAGGCCUUCAGCGACUUCUCUGCCUGCAGCAGUGACAUCUCCGGCGAGCUACAGCGCCUCGCGACUCUCCCGUCGCCCGAAUGCGCGCAGAAGAGCGAUACUUCCGGCGAGGUGGAGCCGGAGCUGGAGCCCUGCAUGGGGUUCCUGCAGCGGGAGAGCUUCUCUACGGAAAUUAUCGAGAGCAUUUCGCCGGAGGAUCUCCAGCCGACCGUGAAGAUUUGCAUAGACGGUCUCCAGUCGCAGUCGCUGGCAGUGAAGCGCUCCGCCGCGGCGAAACUCCGACUGCUAGCGAAGAACCGCGCCGACAACCGCGUCCUGAUCGCCGAGUCCGGCGCGGUGCCGGUCCUCGUUCCACUUCUCCGGUGCAGCGAUCCAUGGACGCAGGAACACGCAGUCACCGCGCUAUUAAACCUCUCUCUCCACGAGGACAAUAAAAUGCUGAUAACCAAUGCCGGAGCAGUGAAGUCGCUGAUUUAUGUGCUGAAGACGGGAACGGAAACUUCGAAGCAGAACGCGGCAUGCGCGCUUCUAAGCCUUGCCCUGGUGGAAGAGAACAAGAGCUCGAUCGGGGCUUCCGGAGCGAUACCGCCUUUGGUUUCGCUUCUUCUGAAUGGUUCGAGCAGAGGGAAGAAGGACGCGCUGACAACGCUGUAUAAGUUGUGUUCUGUCAGGCAGAACAAGGAGAGGGCAGUGAGCGCGGGUGCGGUGAAGCCGCUGGUGGAGCUGGUGGCUGAGCAGGGGAGCGGCAUGGCGGAGAAGGCCAUGGUUGUGCUCAACAGCUUGGCGGGGAUUCAGGAAGGGAAGGACGCGAUUGUGGAAGAAGGUGGGAUCGCUGCUCUUGUGGAGGCCAUUGAGGAUGGGUCUGUGAAGGGGAAGGAGUUCGCAGUCCUGACCCUUCUUCAGCUCUGUGUUGACAGUGUCAGAAACAGAGGGUUUCUUGUUAGAGAGGGUGGGAUUCCUCCUCUCGUUGCCCUUUCUCAAACUGGGAGUGUUCGGGCUAAGCACAAGGCCGAAACGCUUCUUCGAUAUUUGAGGGAAUCAAGACAAGAGGCCUCUACUUCGAGUUCUUAG
Molecule: messenger RNA, 1368 nt
Organism: Sphenostylis stenocarpa
Lineage: Eukaryota; Viridiplantae; Streptophyta; Magnoliopsida; Fabales; Fabaceae
Source: the annotation of a GenBank genome assembly